Molecule: messenger RNA, 2291 nt
Organism: Notechis scutatus (mainland tiger snake)
Lineage: Eukaryota; Metazoa; Chordata; Lepidosauria; Squamata; Elapidae
Gene: MED27
Product: mediator complex subunit 27
Biological process (GO): regulation of transcription by RNA polymerase II
Cellular component (GO): mediator complex
Molecular function (GO): transcription coactivator activity
Source: RefSeq, a predicted model, not a curated record
CAGGCUGCUUUGCGACGGGCGGCCUUUCCUGCAAGAGGCGGACUCCAUUUCCCGGCGCUCCCCGCGGCCUGAGGAGGAGGAGGAGGAGGAGGUGGGGAAGGAGCCGUUUUUUCCCCGCAAGAUGGCGGACGGGGUGCUGAGCGCCGGCGUGAACCUGGAGGCCUUCGCGCAGGCCAUAGCCGCCAUCCAGGCGCUGCGCUCCAGCGUGACGCGGGUCUUCGACUGCCUCAAGGACGGCCGGCGGCACAAGGAGGCCGUGGAGGGCCGCGAGAAGGGCUUCCUCGCCAGCUUCCAGGAGAGCCUCCACUCCGUCAGCCGGGACUUGGGGGAGUUGGAACGCUUGAGUAACCUGGUGGGCAAACCAUCCGAAAACCAUCCCCUCCAUAACAGCGGUCUCUUGAGUCUCGACCCCGUCCAAGACAAAACACCCCUUUAUAGUCAACUGCUCCAGGCCUAUAAAUGGUCAAAUAAGCUACAGUAUCACACCGGCCUGGCCUCUGGUCUUCUGAAUCAGCAGUCCUUGAAGAGGUCAGCGAACCAGAUGGGGGUCUCCGCCAAGCGCAGGCCAAAAGCUCAGCCCACCACCUUGGUGUUACCACCUCACUACGUAGAUGACGUGAUCAGUCGCAUUGACCGAAUGUUUCCGGAGAUGUCUAUUCACCUGUCUCGGCCCAACGGGACUUCUGCCAUGCUGCUGGUAACUUUGGGAAAGGUAUUAAAAGUUAUAGUCGUGAUGAGAAGCCUCUUCAUUGACCGGACGAUAGUCAAAGGUUUCCAUGAAAAUGUCUACACGGACGAUGGCAAGCUUGAUAUAUGGUCGAAGUCCAACUAUCAAGUCUUCCAGAAGGUGACGGAUCACGCAACCACAGCCCUCUUGCAUUACCAGCUCCCUCAGAUGCCUGACGUGGUUGUCCGGUCCUUUAUGACCUGGCUGAGAAGUUACAUCAAGCUGUUCCAAGCUCCGUGCCAACGUUGUGGGAAAUUCCUGCAGGACGGCCUCCCUCCCACCUGGCGGGAUUUUCGGACCCUGGAAGCCUUCCACGACACGUGCAGGCAAUAAGCCAACCUGGAAGUGGAUCAGAACAGCUUAUCUGGAAGUAGAAGGUGGAUCUGAAGAAACCCAAAGCAGAAGCCAACCUCCCAUGGAGCUCUCUGUAAGUGCGGAUGGUCUCCUUGACCGAGAUCAAUGUCUUCAUAAACCUUAGCAGGAUUGAAUGGAUAUUUUGGUGGACCGUCGUGACCUGUUCCAUGAUAAUGACCUUGUUCAACCAAGAAUGAGAAGAAGUUAUGGCCUAUGUCUCAAGAAUGAGAAGAAGUUAGGGUCUAUCUCUCAAAGCUCAGCCUCCUGGCUUGAUAAGAAUUCCUUUGUGGCUUUCAAGAUCUAAGCUGGCCGCCUCUGCUGACACAAAUAAAAAUGCAUCCUUUCGAUUCUCUUUUUUUAAAAAAACCUUUCUGUCUCUUUUCUACAAUUAAUUUUUUUAUUAUUAUUUGAGAUCUAAAAUUGGGGUUUUCCAAGUUAGGAUCGGAAUUCUCUCCUUCGAAAGACGAAGAAGGGAGCCCAACGGAAUGAUGUGAUACUCGAACCCAGGGAAUUGUGGUUUAUUCCCUAAACUGUGACUCAGAGCAGUUUGAUGUCACCCAAAACUUCAUGAUGCUCUGGGGGUAGAAUAAACGACCGCAGCCUCUUUUCUUUUGACAAAAAUGGAUAUCAAGUUUCUUUUUUUUCUCCCCCUUUGACUAAAUCCAGAGUGGGUGAUAGUGCAGCCUCCGAUCUAUUGUACGUAUUAAGAAGCUGCAAGAUUCAUCGGGGAAUUUGUGUUUGUUUGUUUUGCUGGGUAAUUUUAUUUCUGGGAAUUCUGAUACCCUUCACCUUCUCUGCAGUUCCCAGAUUGAUGUCCUAUUUAGAAUAUAAUUAUCCUUUGCGUCUCUCUCUCUCUCUCUCUCUCUCCGAAUUUCACAAUGCAGCCUCUCCCUAAAGCACCAACUUGGUUAAACGUGCAAGUUUUGCGAUGAGAGGCCUGCUUUGAAGGCGUUGUGUAAAGGCCCUUCGUAUUCCUAACCCGUUGUGCAUUUAAAAACAAAACCAAGCCACUGAGUCAUAAAGAAACAAGGGUAGCAUGAGCAAACACCAAUCCUUCCCCCGGAUUUUCAAGUCAUCCUUUCCUAAUAAAAGAACAGGUCGUCCUUCACUUACAACCAGAAUUAAGCCUGGGAUUAUGGUCAUAAUUCAUGCCAAUCAUUAAAGCAGAUUGCUACAAGACCACGCCUGAUUUUGCUACGUUUUUGUUCUG